AUGAUAAUUAGGAGCUCGAGCCGGUUCGGGCUCAACCAACCGACGUUGCAAAGUAUGAUGACGAAUGUUGUUCUGGCGCUGGCCGUACUCCUGAUAGUACCGGCUGCCACCGGAGCCCCAAUGUAUGAGAGUGACCAGACCGAGCUGGAAACGUAUGGCGAGUCGACCGGAUGCUACUACAACUACAACCACUACGGCGAGGGUGACCGGAUCAUGACGAACGAACCGUGCCUGAACUGUACCUGCCACGACCGCAUGCUGAUGUGCUACCUGCGCGUCUGCCCGUUCACCAAGGCGAUCGGGCAGGACUGCACGGUGGAGAAGCGCGAGGACCAGUGCUGCCCGGUGAUCACCUGCCCGGAGGUGGAGGUGCAGCUGGUGCAGCACCAGACCACGGACAGUCCGUCGACGGCGCUCGGUGCGGCCGGCACGACCCAGGUCGGGUCGCUCGACCAGUACGGCUGUUCGAUCCACGGACGUUACUACCCGGAGGGAGCACAGGUCCCGUCGAAUCCGCAGAAGCCGUGCGAGCUAUGCUACUGUAUCCGCAACAUGACGACGUGCGUAAUGCAGGAGUGCACGCUCCACAUCGAUGGGUGCGAGCCGAUCUACAACAAGGGUGUCUGCUGCCCCGUACGCUACGACUGCGAUCGCGACAAGGAUACGGCUCCCAUGCUGCUGGACGACGACGAGGGCACGACCACGACGGUGCGCCCGACACCCGGCUUCAUCCUCACGACCACGCUGUCACCGACCGACGACUCGAGCGACUGCUCCCAUAACGGCGAGACGUACGCCGAGGGUGCGCUCAUCAUGACGGACCAACCGUGCGAACAUUGCUACUGCAUGCGCGGCAAGAUCGUGUGCGCGGUCCAGGAGUGCGGCACGCCGCUCGAGAACGAGAACAAGAACUGUACCGCAGUGCCACCGGCCGCUGGCCAGUGUUGCCCGGAGAAGUACGUGUGCGACGCUGGCGACGUGAGCCCGUCCAAAACAUCAACCACGGCAAGUUCCACGGCGGCAGCCGACGACCACGACGAGGAGAAGCUAGAGCGAACCACGGCGAAGGAUUCAUUGGUUGACGACCAGACAGAAGAAGAGCCCGAAGAUGGCGAGCAGCAACAGCAACACGUUCCUGCCGCUCACGACGAGUCCGCAGGUGGUGGUGAAUCGAGCGAGGAGUCGCAGGAAGAGGAAUCCGAGUUGGUCGGCAAACCGGUGUACCAUCUGACAACGCUGCCACCGGCAACGGGCGCUCUGGACGAGCGACUAGGCGAAGACGGGCCGGAACCCGAGACCGACCGCGACCGAGAUGGUGAGCCGGAACAGGAUCAUGUGCCUGGUCACGCGGCGGCUGGCCACACCGAGCCGUCGGUAGCCAUGGCACAGCCCACAACGACCACGACACCAGAGCACGACCUUCCGACGACCAAGCAGACCGACGAGCAGACCGACGAACAGACCGACGAGGAGGCCGAUGUCGGCGAAGGUCAGUUCACCACGCCACAAACCCACCAUGACCACGACGACGCAGAGGGCGAAGACCUCGACGAAGAAUUGGACCAAGCGCCUACCGCCACAACCGGAACUCCACCGGCAGACCAAGACCAGAAGCUAGUAUUGGAACAGGAACACUCCACUCAUGGGCCGCCGCUCGCGGAGACACCAGCGUCCCCAGCGGAGAAGGCCACCACAGCCGCCGACGAGCAGGAGGAGGUGUCUGACCGGGAAGAACCCACCACCGUUAGGAUGUCUGAGACGGCGACGAGCGUCCGCCCGCCGCACGUUCCGGUGGCGUUCGACGAGACGGAGAACGAAAUCGACGACCUCCAACACGACACGAAGUUGGAGGUGACCACAACGAAGAUCUUGGACCUGGCACCGGAACAUGAGAACGAACAUGAGGAUGAGCAGCAGCAGACGACGACGUCCGUGGCUCCACGGACCGAGUCGAGCACGGAGGGCCGCAAGGAGGCAAUGCAUAAGGCCGACGAUCAGGAGCAAGAGGGAGAACAGCCAAAGCCGCAGCCACCUUCGACCUCCGAGGAGCAGGACUUUGUGGAGUUGCCACCGGCCACGGUCGCCACGGAGCUGCUCGGUGCGCCCGUUUCCGAUUCCCAGCCCGAGACCCCAGCCGCCGAGCUGCCGUCGGACGAGGUCGUGACGGGUGUUCCACUUGAGUUUGACUCGCACGUGCUGGGCUCCUCGACAGCUACACCUGAAACGACCACCACCACCACCACCACCACCCGUACGCCGGAGUUCGGUGACCGGAAGGCGGACGAUGGGGCCCCACACAUCGACCUGGACGAGCCGGUUGAAAUGAAUACCGUAAUCCCGUUGGACCUGGACCAAGAGGUCGCCGCUGUUGACGAAGAACAGCAGCAGCACCACGUACCCGAGGACGAAGUGGUGCCAGAGACCGCCCCAUUCCCGGAGGCAAUCCCCGGCGAGGGUCACUGUCUGCUCGAGGGGACGACGUACGCGAACGGGGAUACGGUGCCGGCCAGCGGCAAGUGUCAGGCGUCAUGCCGCUGCACCAACAGCAUCGUGCACUGUGAGAUGGUCCAGUGUGACGCUCCGCCCAGUCCAGACUGCACUCCCAAGUCGGUGCCGUCGGACGAGUGUUGCCCCGCGUACAGCUGCCCUCAGCCCCAGGCUAGCUCCAGCACUGUGGCGCCCACUGUCGCCCACUCCACGAGCUCCCCACCGGAUGUGGAGUCGACCGAGAUCUCGACAAGCGCGGCCAGUGACAGCGACGAAUCGACGUCAGCGUCGACGGCCUCGGUCAGUGGUUCGGCCUCGACGGAAACCUCCGGAACCCGGGACACGGAUGAAGAAGCGGACGAUAGCGCUACCGGAGAGGAGCAGGCCGAGAGCGAUUCGGCCGAUUGGGAUGUCGACGAGGACGCACUGAAGCCGCUACUUCCGGUGGAGUCACCGAUGUACGAUCCGAUGCAAAUCAACUUCUUCGCCGGUAACCGCCCAACGACGGCCCAGUACGAUGACGAGAUCUUGCUCAGCACGGCCAGCCCGGCCCCUAGCACCAGCGUUCACCAGGCCCCGACCACGACCACAACACCGAAGGAAGCUCCCACGACGACCACGACGACCGCCGAUGAGGAAGAAGUAGUUCGGGCCACGUCCGUGGAGCCACAAGUCCCAGAACGGGUUCAGACGGAAGAGCCACAAGUCCCAGAUCGGAUCCAGAUGGAAGAGGCGUCCACCCCGCAGGCAGUGGAGGCAGUGGAAGUUGAUGAUGACCAGCCCAGCACGACGACCGAGCGGAAACCGUUGGCCCCGGAGGAAGAGCAUGAGGAGCAUGAGGAGCAGGAGGAAGACGAGGUAGCUACGGUGAGCACUGUGAAGCCGCUGAAGGCGGCCGACGAUGAGGACCUUGAAGAAUUAGCCCAACCCAGCACAACACCGCUCGGGGAACGUGGACAAGAUCCGGUGGUCACGACGGAAGCCACAGCGGAAGCUCCAAGCGAGUCCCCAAGACCGACACCGGUCGAUCGUACGGCCACCGUGGAGCCCGUUCCAGUGCCGGUAGUCCCGACCGACCGUCCCACCGAGCCGGAAUCGGAAGAACCGGAAGACCACCCGAGCACGACCGCCCGACCGCUGGAGAUCGUCCCGACGACAAUGCCGACGCUCGAGCAGAAGGAACAGGAGGUGGAGCAACCGGAGCAACACCACAGCGAGGUAUCACAGGACCUGGCACCGACCACGGUGGCCCAGGAGGUAGCGAACCCAACUACGAUGGCCGUCGAGCCAGUGGACCAAAACCAGAGCACGACUCCUACGGCCCCAGACAUGAUCCCGACUACGGCUCCGAUGGUCGAACGGGUCGAGGAACACCAGACUACGGUGUCGGGCGGAGCGCAGGAGCUCCCAGUCCCGAGUACGACUGUAAUGGAGGAACCAGAGGCACCAGCCACUGUCUCCAGCGCCGGCAAGGAUACGGACGUGGAACAGCCAACCACUGCUGGAGUUGAGGGCCCGGUAUACGUACCGGAAACGACCCCCAAGGCCAAGGUGGAGAUUGGAGUCACGGACCAGGAUCAUUCGCAGCAGGUACAGACCUCGACUUCGGAAGCGACAGCUGCGGCUGAGCCGAUCCACACGCAGACCGAGCUGGUGAUGCUCUCCACGGACGCCACCGACGACUUGGACGACCAAGGGCCGUAUACGACAAGUGCGGCGGCUGAAGGGCCCGCUGUACCAUCGAAGACGCACCCAACAACGGAGGAGCAGCUCACAGUUGACAGCGCAACGCCCACCACGACAGCCCAGGCAGCGACGUCCGCGGAAGAGCAGGUGACGGAGCGGGUUGACUCGACGACGGUCGUGAGCCAACCUCCGGUGGCCCCGAGCAGCACGGCCGCGCCGACGACCGACGGCUCCAUCGUGUUCCGUGUGGAUGACGAGGACACCAAGCCGAUUCUGAGGCCGACGGUUGACAAGCAGGAAGACGAUGGGGCGGAACAGGAGCAGCCAGCAACCGAAUCAGACGAGGACAACUUGAUCAACGCGUUGAACGCAGUCAUCGCACAGCAUGACGACUCCAUCCACUUCCCGGUCGACGAUGACGAUGAGGAUGAUGGCGGUGACGUGUUCGGUGCGUCGAAGCCCGAAGUACCGGCCGAGGUACCGCGGGAGCCGGUGCCACUUGAGUCGGACGACCAGAUCAAGCACCGGGACGAGGUGGCCACGACCACCAGUACCUCCACCGAUCGGCAGACGACGGCGCAACCGGCGGCCGAAGCCGAGGACGAUGUGUCCAGCAACGAGAUCGACUCGGACGUACCGCAAAAGAUCGCCCAUCCGACGCUGAAGCCCGUCAGUAAACCGGACGUGAUCCUCCCAGCAAUGUACGACGAGAUUGACGAGACGGAGCAGGAGGAGCCCGAAGACCAGGAGCAGCAGCAGGUGUCACCGAGCCCAACUACCACCGUGCGGCCCGUCGUUCAUGUGUCGGAAGAUACGGACACCACCACCACAGGCACCCCUGCCACAAGUGGCACCUCGACCGUCAAAGACGAGGAGGAGGAGCCGGAGGAGGGCGAGCAGGAGCACGACGCAACACCGAGCAGUGCAGUGGACGAGGUGCCAACAACAACACCACCCAGUCCGGUUCUCGUCCAGAAACAUGACGAUGCCGCUCAGGAACUACCGGAUGUAGUGACACCGGACGUAGCGGACAAGGUGGACGACCAAGAGGACGAUGACGGGCAGCGGCCGGAGGCAGACCAACCCACGACAAUGGCAACGGACUUGGUCCCGGCAGACCACGCGCAGACUACCACGCCGCCUCACCCAGAUGAAACGGAGACGGAAGAACCGCACCGACCAGCUGUCAGUUCGCUGUCACCGCUGGCGGCGGACGUUGACGAGGACGGCCCCACCCCAGCAACGACUCAUGAUGGCAGUCCGGACGUGGAGCUCGUGGCCAUCACGAAGCUUCCGGAGAUCCAGACCAACGAUCAGGACCAACCCAAGGAUCAGACCAAGGAUCGGGAACCGACCACAACAGCACCGGCGCACGAGGAAGAACCGGGCACCACUCCCCGACCGGCACCCGAAGACGGUGUGUAUUCUGCGGAGGACCAACCGGUGGAACCGGAACAAGAUGCACCGCAGCAUAGUACCCCAUCGGCAGCGGAGGAGUCGUCGGACGUGAGUGAUGAGCUGGAGCCACACCACCACGUGCCAACCACAACCGGCGCACCGUCACCAGCCCAGGAUGAGGAGGAAACUGGCGAGAAGGGAGCCGAGGAACAGCCCGAGGUAGCGCACGAUGAGCAGGAGGAGGAGGGUGCUGCUGAUAGGGCGACUACGACGACGUCCAGCGUGACACCGACUGUGACGGACCGUGUACCACAAGCCUCGGAGCCGGAAGUGGAUGGUGACGCCGAAGUUGUAGGCACCGUCGAGCGGGUGAAGGAGGACGAGGAACCGGUGCAAUCGGAACCAAGUACCACCGAGGCGGCGGCGGCAGCCGGACCAGUGGACCAAGACUUGGCCCAAGAUCUGGACCAAGAACUGGACCAAGACCAAGAUCUGGACUCGGACCCGCAAGUGACCAAAGCUGCCCCGACGACGACGGUGGUGCCAGACGCGGAGGAGCACAGCGCCCCGGAUUCGGAUGGGCCCGAGUACGGUAGCACCAGCCCGCCGAAGAAGUUGGAGAAACCGGACCAGGGCGAAGAAGCUGAUGAGGUGACCGCUACGCCGACCGACCGACCAGCUGACCUCGGCACACAAGUGGAGGAGCACGAGCAGGAAGAUCGGGUGCGGGUGUCGCCGACGACGACGACGGCGCCGCUACCGACGACCCCAGCAGUGAACGUGGAGCACGACCAGGACGAAGACACCGACGAGGGCGAGCUGGUGGAGCACGUCCCGCAAACGGACCCGCUCGGAGACUCCUCGUCUGAGGAGGACCAAGAGCAGGAAGGGGAGGAGGCGGAGGUGGCCGUUGCUGAGGCGUCCACGGGAGCGCCACCAGCGACGACCAGCGCCCCCGCUACCGCCAGCAGCACCACCGCGGAACCAGCAGCCGUUAGCGUCACUCCGGAAACGGUGACAUCUUCGGAACGGGUGGACGUGGAGAGCGAUGCAGCCACUACGACGGUGGUCUCGGUGACCCCUGAUGCCCCUGUGACCCACGCCCCGCCCACGCCAACGAUCACGGAGAUCGGCGCCUCAGACUCGGACGCGAUGGAAGUCACGACUAUGACAGCGACGCGACUCGGAGGCGAACCGGACGAACCGGCCGACGAUGACGGCGGUGAAGGCGCAGCGACGACGACGACGGUUAGCCCGACUCCGAUUUCAUCCCCUGCCUCCUCUACCGCCGCUGCGGUCCCGGUCGCUCCACAUCACGAUGACGUAGAGCCGAUGACGACAGCCACACCGCCAGCACCAGCACCACCGACGACGACCACCAGCCACCCGAGCCAGGAGGAGGUGGAGGAAGAGCAGGGCACUGUCGCACCGGCCGGCGACGUACCUCAGAAACCUGAGCCACCCGCGUCCCCGGUACAGCCGGCAUCCAGCACCAGCACCAGCAGCCCGACCAGCAGCACCACCGAGGACAACGCAGAGGACACAGAGGAAGACGCAGCUGAGGACGACGGGCAGCAGAAGGUGGGCGCGGAGUUGCCGCUGUCCGACUCGAGCUCGACCGCGCCGCCACCGCCCGGUCUCCAGGAGGAGCAACCGGGAGCAGGGCCGGCUCAGGAGCAGGAAACGGUCGGCCCGUCGUACGGUGCACCCGGCCAGCACUACGACACCGGGUACGGGCACAUGCCGCCCCACUAUCCGCCCUCCUCGUACGAGGACGACUACGGCGAGGAGGAGGACCCGGCCGCCUUCGGGCCCGGCACCUGCCGGUACGGCGGGAAGCUGUACGUCUCGGCGCAGCAGAUCCCGCGCGACGAUCCGUGCGACUUCUGCUUCUGCUUCCGCAGCGACAUCAUCUGCCUGCAGCAGUCCUGCCCCCCGCCCAUCACCGGGUGCAACGAGGAGCCGAUCGCCGGGUUCUGCUGCCCCCGCUACGAGUGCCCCGUCUCGAUGGCGACCGUCCUGAACGUGACGACCAGCACCACCACCACCACCACGACGCUGCCACCCCACUUCCUCGCCCACGCCUACAAAGGGGCGGUCCAGAAGCGGGGCUGCCAGAUCGCGGGCAAGGCGUACGGAGUCGGUGAACCGGUCGCGUCCGCCUCCGGGCCCUGCAUGCGCUGCACGUGUGGCGGCGAUGGACAGAUGCAGUGCGAACCGAAGGCCUGCAGCCCGGAGCCGAUGCUGAAGCAGAUGAUUGCGGUGGCGGCGGCCCGGAAGAGAUGA
Molecule: messenger RNA, 7857 nt
Organism: Anopheles cruzii
Lineage: Eukaryota; Metazoa; Arthropoda; Insecta; Diptera; Culicidae
Product: mucin-2
Exons: 6
Coding region: 1-7857 (2618 amino acids)
Molecular function (GO): protein binding
Source: RefSeq, a predicted model, not a curated record